AUGGAAGCAGGAACUGGUGGUUGGCCGGGAGGGCAAGCAUGUUUACCAGCUGUACAACUAGCAUUAGAAGAUGUUAAUAAUGAUCAAAGUAUAUUGAAAGGGUACGAAGUUAAGCUUCAUCAUUAUAAUAGUAAAUGCAAGCCAGGAUUAGCCGCUAAACAAUUGUUUGAACUACUAUACAAUCCCCCUGUUAAGCUUAUUUUACUUUCUGGUUGCAGUCCAGUAACAACAGUUAUUGCAGAAGCUGCUCCAGUAUGGAAUCUUGUUGUUUUAUCAUAUGGAGCAUCAUCACCAGCAUUAUCAAAUCGUGCAAGAUUUCCAACAUUAUUUAGAACACAUCCAUCAGCAAAUAUGCAUAAUCCAACAAGAAUUAAAUUAUUUGAAAAAUUUAAAUGGAAAAGAAUAACAAUAUUACAAUCUGUUGAAGAAGUUUUUACAUCAACAGCAAAAGAUUUAGAAGAAGAAUGUAGAAAAAAAGAUAUUAGAGUUGAUAAACAAAGUUUUUAUGGUGACCCAACUGAUGCAAUAAAAACUCUUGUUCGUCAAGAUGCCAGAAUUAUUGUAGGAUUAUAUUAUGUAACAGAAGCAAGACGUGUUUUAUGUCAGGCUUAUAAACAUGGUUUAUAUGGUAGAAAAUAUGUCUGGUUUCUAAUUGGCUGGUAUGCUGAUACAUGGUAUCUACCAGUUCGAGAAGAACAAUUAAAUUGUACUGCCAAACAAAUGGAAGAAGCUGCCCAAUAUCAUUUCACAACUGAAAGUAUUAUGUUACGAAAAGACAACAAAAAAGCAAUAAGUGGAAUAACAGGGACUAAAUUUCUACAUAGAUUAAAGAAAGAACUAAAUACAAAUCCUGCUGAAACUGGAGGAUACCCUGAAGCACCACUUGCUUAUGAUGCUGUUUGGGCUCUUGCUUUAGCACUUAAUUGUACAUUAAAUAAUAUUGGUGAUUCAACACCAAUUGAAGAAUUUACAUAUAAUAAUACAAUUGUUGCUGGCCAAAUUUUUGACUGUGUUAAAAAUACACAAUUUCAGGGAGUAUCAGGAAAAGUAAUGUUUUCUGAAGCUGGUGAUCGUAUAGCUAGAACACAAAUAGAACAAAUGCAAAAUGGAAAAUACGUUAUAACAGGUUAUUAUGAUAUCACUAACAAUCAUCUUGAAUGGUUUGAUAAUGAAAAAUGGUACGGUAAAGGUCCUCCUGCUGACUCAACAAUUAUUAAAAGACAUCUAUUAAAGGUUAACUUUUUUUUAUACGCAAUUGUAUGUCUUAUUGCUAUAGCAGCAAUAGCAUUAUCAGUAUUUUUAUUUAUUUUUAACAAAGAAUAUAUUAAUCGUAGUAUAAUAAUACAAUCACAACCAAAAUGUAAUGAUCUCCUUAUAUUUGGUUGUAUUUUAUCUGCCGGAAGUUUAUUAUUAAUGGGUUUACCUUCAGGAAUUAUUAAUAUACCAAAUGAUUUUUUUCCUUCACUUUGUUAUGCCAAAGUAACAAUGUUAAUGAUUGGUUUUUCUUUUGCAUAUGGUAGUAUGUUUGCUAAAGUAUGGGUUGUUCAUAGAAUGGGAGUUAAUGAAAAUCAAAAAAUUGUUUUAAAUGAUGAUGAUAAAAGUGAAGCAAAUUGGCCUUGGUCUAACAUUCGUCUAUUGAUAACAUCAAUGCUCCAUACAACUGUGAGAAAAAUAUCUACUCAUACCAGCUUGAUACAAAGAAAGCAAAAUCAGCUUAAUCAGCCUAUUCCAAGUUUCAAAUUUCAAUCAAUUGUAGCAACAUUUGUUUUUAUUGAUUUUGUUCUUUUACUUAUAUGGAUAUUCAUAGAUCCAUUACAAAGAUAUGAACAAUAUUUUCAUUUAGAAAUUUCUGAAGAAGGAAAAAGAGAAGAUAUAAAAUAUCAACCUGUAUUAGAAUUAUGUCAAUCAAAAUAUCAUGAAAUUUGGAUAGCUUUAAUUUUAAGCUAUAAAUGUUUGUUACUUGUAUUUGGUCUUUUUAUGGCAUAUGAAUCAAGAAAUUUAAAACUUAGAUAUGUUAAUGAUUCACGUUUUGCUGGAAUGGCUAUAUAUAAUGUGGCAAUUUUAUCAUUGGUUACUGGUCCUGUUGUAUGCCUUCUUAUUAGAACUCAACCAAAUGCAAAUUUUGCUUUUAUUAGUGUAACAGUCCUUCUUUGUACUUUUAUCAGCUUAGGGUUAGUUUUUAUUCCAAAAAUACAAUAUGUUUGUCGAACACCGGCAGACCAUGAUGAACAUGAUUUUUUAUCUAUUAAAGGAAGUUUCCCUGAACAAAAAUUUUUUGAAUCUAUAUUAAAAGAAAAUUUAGAUUUAAGACGUCAAAUACAUAUUAAAGAAGAUAAAAUUCGUGAAUGUCAAAAUGUUUUGACACGAAGACGUAGGCAUAACUUAAAUUCAAUUGGUAGCACUGAAAAUAUUUCUUCAACUUGUUUUAAAUGUAUAGAUGAUUUUAGUAUCAAUAAAAUAUCAAAUGGUUCUUCAAAAACAAUUUCUGAAGGUUUUUUUCCAUCAUCAUCACCAACAACUUUCACAACAACAGCCUUAAUUGAAGCUCACAACAAUAUUUGUGGAGAUACAGAUAGUUCCAGUAAUUCAUGUGAAAUUAUAUUAUAA
Strongyloides ratti is the source of this 2607-nucleotide messenger RNA. Its product is annotated as IP03705p. Gene Ontology annotation, cellular component: membrane; G protein-coupled receptor heterodimeric complex. NCBI's taxonomy places the organism in Eukaryota, Metazoa, Nematoda, Chromadorea, Rhabditida, Strongyloididae. Gene Ontology annotation, molecular function: G protein-coupled GABA receptor activity. The transcript is spliced from 8 exons. The record is from RefSeq and is a predicted model, not a curated record. Gene Ontology annotation, biological process: G protein-coupled receptor signaling pathway; gamma-aminobutyric acid signaling pathway. Bases 1 to 2607 code for a protein of 868 amino acids.